Messenger RNA from Poecilia reticulata (guppy), 3422 nucleotides. RefSeq names its product fatty acid amide hydrolase 2b (gene faah2b). Gene Ontology annotation, cellular component: endomembrane system. The record is from RefSeq and is a predicted model, not a curated record. NCBI's taxonomy places the organism in Eukaryota, Metazoa, Chordata, Actinopteri, Cyprinodontiformes, Poeciliidae.
UCCUCCAACCUCUCUAAGCUGCGCCAUCUUGACCAGCAGGAACAGGUACUCUACAUCAGGAGCCGCUCACCUCGGUCGAACAGCCGUUGACCUUCCGUCCUCCAACUCGCUGUGGAAACAUGGCUCUGAGCCGCCUGGAAAAGGCUCAGGCGUGGCUCUUCAGAGCUGUCACGUCCUUCUUCUUCAUGAUUUUCCAGCUUCUCUCCAGCCCCGCUGCCUCCGCGAGGAAGUUGCCGCCCGUCAGCAACCCGCUGCUGUUCCUGUCAGCGACGCAGCUCGCUAAGAAGAUCCGGAGAAAAGAGGUAUCCAGUGUGGAGGUGGUGCAGGCUUACAUUGACAGGAUCCAGGAAGUCAACCCUUUUGUGAAUGCUGUUGUGAAAGACAGGUUUGCGGCUGCCCUCCAGGAGGCGGCCCAGGUUGAUAAGCUCAUAGAGGAGGAGACGGGUGGAGAAGACGUUCUGGAGGACAGACUUCCUCUUCUGGGCGUCCCACUGUCCGUCAAAGAGUCCUUUUCCCUGCAGGGCAUGCCCUUAUCCACAGGGUUGUUAUCCAGGCGGGGGGUCGUCGCCUCUGUCGACGCCCCCCCCGUGGCGCUGCUGAAGAGAGCCGGCGCCAUCCCACUGGGCGUCACCAACACCAGCGAGCUGUGCAUGUGGCUGGAGUCCCACAACCACCUGUACGGCAUCAGUUGCAACCCGUACGACCUGGAGAGGAUAGUGGGAGGGAGCUCAGGAGGGGAGGGCAGCAUUCUGGGAGCAGCAGGCUCGGUCAUCGGCGUGGGCUCGGACAUCGGCGGCAGCAUCCGCAUACCUUGUUUCUUCAACGGCAUAUUCGGCCACAAAACCACUCCAGGUGUGGUGUCCUGUGAGAACCAGUACCCUCCCACCUCUGGCACACAGCACGAGUACCUGAGCUCUGGGCCCAUGUGCCGCUACGCUGAAGACCUGCUGCCCAUGCUCAAGAUCAUGGCAGGACCCAACGCUCACAAGCUGUCCUUAAACGCAGCUGUGGACCUGAAGAAGCUGCGGUUCUUCUCCAUCCCUCACGACGGCGGCUCCCUCUACUCGUACCCCGUUAGCAACGAGCUGCUGGACGCUCAGGAGAAGGUGGUGAAGCGUCUGGAGGCUGACCUCGGGGUCAAAGUGCAGGAGGUGUGCUUUCCUGAGCUGCGCUACAGCUUCCAGAUCUGGGACGCAUACAUGGGUCUGCCUGAUGAAGAAGGAAAGCCUCCUGUGGCCUUCGCGGAGCUGAUGGGGGCGCCGGGUCGACCGGCGUGGGCGUUCUGGGAGCUGCUGAAACGGAUGGUGGGAAAAUCCGAGCACACCAUGCCUGCUAUCUUGCUGGCCCUCUUUGAGAAGACCCGCCUGUCCAAGGCGUCGCCUUUCAUCAUCCAGCAGAAGGAGGCGCUGCAGAAGAAGAUGGAAGAGCUGCUGGGCACCGACGGGGUGUUGCUUUACCCGCCUCACCCUCGAGUGGCACCCAAGCACCACCACCCGCUCUUCAGACCCUUUGACUUCGCCUACACGGGUAUCCUGAACAUCCUGGGGCUGCCGGUUACCCAGUGUCCUCUGGGGGUUGGUGAGGAGGGCCUUCCUCUGGGCGUGCAGGUCGUGGCCGGAAAGCUGCAGGACCACCUGACCCUGGCUGUGGCCCUCUACCUGGAGAAGACCUUCGGAGGAUGGAGGGACCCCGGAGCGAAGUGAAGCCCCUCUGCUGACGGACUGACGGUGCGUUGAUGAGACAGCUGCCGUCUCCUCGUUCUGCCUCGUCGCACCGCUGCAGCACGCGACCGACCGCAUGCAGCCUGUGUGCUAGACGAGCAAGUCUGGUACUAACAAGGAAAAACUCGUUUCAGUUUGAUGUUUUUUAUCUCGGGCGUGUCGCAUCAUUCACAUUUUCAUGGGGGACCAGUUUUUUGGCUUGAUUUUAUAAGAGCAGGUUGUACGGUUGAUGCUACGAAAUCCUCAUUCUAGGUUCUAAACAGCUUAGACAUAAAAUUCAAUUCUAUCAAAACAGUAACUUCAUCAUUGACCAAAGUGCAUUAUAGAGAUUAAACUGGAGGGUCUAACGAACCAGAGGAAUGAAAUGCAGAUGUUGAUGUAUGUUGGUGAAGGUGAGGCUAAUUGUUAAGUAUUGACAUGAAAAAAAAAACAAAAAAAAACAAGCAGAAAGCAGAGAAAUAAUAAUAGCACAAUCUUCAUCAGAUGAGAAAGUUUCUCGUUUUAGUGAAUUAAAACUAGAGGAUUUUUCUCUCUUUGCAGGUUUUAUAAGAAGGUUUGACUGAAAUACUUUAAAUCUGCUGCUUAUUCUUAUUCCCCAUGCAAAACUGAGUGAUUAUUAUCAUGAAUAUUCAAGGUACCACUUCAUGCUGACGUUUACAACACAGGGAUGAAACGUCCUCAGAUCACCAAGUGUCAGGUUUGGGUUGACACCAACCUGUGUCAGUGUUGGGUUUGUUUUCUACUGGCUGAACGAAGUUUUAAAAACAAAACAUACUUCCACAAGUUUGACUUGAUUGUGGAAUUUCCUCUAAUUUACAAAAUUGAACAUACAGGCUCAAAUAUGUUGGCAGAUGUGCAUACUAAUCUUUCAUUGAGGGAAACGAUAUGCUUUCUGUAGCAUCAACAAGCUCCUGUCAUAAUUCUGCUGGGAUAUUUGAUCCAAAAAUUGAUGUUUGCUCAUUUUAACUGGUUGCUUUCCUGGUACUGAUCCAGCUUUUUAGCAUAGAUGAUAAAAUAUUCAAUAAGGUUUAAAUAACUCCAGAAGUUUUUUUUAUGAUUGAAUUCCCAAUUUUAUUUUAUUUUUUAAAAACCAUCUACUGAUGAAAAGUUGUUUUUUUGUAUAUUUUUGAGCCUGUAUGGAGAAUUUUGUUCUUAUCUGGAUUUUAGAAAAGCCACAGUAAAUUAAAACAAUUCUUUUUGCAGGUCUUUUGUUUUUCAAUCGCCCUGACAAACAAAAACAUUAAUUAUAUUAAUGUUCAUAAUGAGUGCCCAUAAACUUCCUACUGUAACAUUGUUACAAUUCCAUUGUAACAAUGAGCCUUAAUAUGGUCCUGACUGUAGUUUACAGUCACUAAACUGUAAUUAAAACCAGAUUUCUGAUAUUUAACUCCUAAAAGCAACAAAUUGUUUGCACUCUGAGCCUUUAGAGUGAGAAGGAAGCUGUGGCCGACUGCAACCAGUUCAAGCAUCGACAUCGUCACACGACCUCAGACCAAAUCAUGUUUUAACAGUGAAGCCUGUUCAGGUAUUGUAGCAACUUUUGAGGCACAAUUUCCCUUUUCAGACCAAGUUCUAGGUGAGUGGAAACGCUGUUGGAGUGUUAAGCUGUAGCACUGUGCAGACUUUGCUUUUCACCACCGCUGUGUUAAUAAAUCUUCCACUAAUUUAUAUAUAAAUCUAAAUAAAGCUCAACUACAAACA